This is a messenger RNA of Drosophila bipectinata, 2145 nucleotides long. RefSeq names its product Cytochrome P450 6v1 (gene Cyp6v1). Lineage: Eukaryota; Metazoa; Arthropoda; Insecta; Diptera; Drosophilidae. The record is from RefSeq and is a predicted model, not a curated record. Gene Ontology annotation, biological process: response to DDT; insecticide catabolic process. Gene Ontology annotation, molecular function: heme binding; oxidoreductase activity, acting on paired donors, with incorporation or reduction of molecular oxygen; iron ion binding.
AAUAAUAAUAUAUUUAAUAAUAAAUACCAAUUAACAUUACGAAAUAUUUAUCAGUGCAUUCGAAAUAAAAAUAGUGGCAGAACAGUAGAGCUUGCCACAGAAAACAGCGAAAACGGGGCUGAUAAACGAAAUAAGCAAAGAGGGGAGGCACUUGCAAAGGCACACAAAAGCACACAAAGCAAAACCAAAAACGUCACGGGGAAAAGAAAGAGCGAGAGCGAGUGCGAGUGCGAGUGCUUGCGGUGCAAAGCAAAGCAAAGUAAAACCAAAGCAGCAACGCCAACAGAGGCUUAAAAUAAAAGCAGCACAGGAGCUGAAGCAGAAGCAGAGACCGAAGCGCGCUCUAUUUUAUUCAACUUGGCGUAGUUAUGGCCUAUUCCACCAAUAUUCUUUUGGCGAUCGUGACGAUUCUAACGGCAAUAUUCAUCUGGUCUCGUCGCACCUACGUCUAUUGGCAGCGACGUCGCGUGAAAUUUGUGCAGCCGACGCACAUUUUGGGCAACUUGACGCGCGUCCUGCGUCUGGAGGAGUCAUUUGCGCUGCAGCUGCGACGCUUCUACUUCGAUGAACGAUUCCGCAACGAGCCGGUGGUGGGGAUCUACCUGUUCCACCAGCCGGCCCUGCUCAUCCGUGACCUCAACCUGGCCCGUACGGUGCUCAUCGAGGACUUUGUUAGCUUCUCGAAUCGAUUCGCCAAAUGUGAUGCCAGGAGCGACAAAAUGGGCGCCCUCAACCUCUUCCUCGCCAAGCAGCCGGAGUGGCGCGAGAUACGCACGCGACUCGAUCCCGCUUUUGCGGGCGCCAAGCUCAAGCAGAUGUUCUCUCUGAUGGAAGAGAUCGGUUGUGACUUGGAAUGGUAUCUGAAGCGAUUGACGCGAGAUCUGCGACGUGGCGAUGCGGAACGAGGAGCCAUCGUCAGCAUCAAGGAUGUGUGCGAUCUGUAUAAUACGGAUAUGAUAGCCAGUAUAGCUUUUGGGCUGAGAUCGUAUAGCUUGAGGAAUACGCAGUCGGAAAUUGGAUCGCAUUGUCAGGAUCUGUUUAGACCGAAUGUUUGGCGAAUAAUCGAUUUGUUUGUGAUCUUCUACCUGCCAAAAUUUGUACCGCUAUUGCGGCCAAAACUUUUCACAGAGCCGCACUCGGAAUUCCUGCGUCGUGUCAUCCAGCUGGUGAUCGAGGAGCGGGAGAGGGGCGGCGAUCUGCGCAACGAUCUCAUCGAACUGCUAUUAACCCUCAAGAAGGAGGCGGACCUGCAGCAGGAUAAGUCGCAUUUCACGCAUCAUCGCGACUUCCUAGCCGCCCAGGCGGCAUCCUUUGAAGUGGCCGGCAUCGAGACCUGCUCCUCCAGCAUGUCCUUCGCCCUUUACGAACUGGCCAAACAGCCACUGAUGCAAUCCCGCCUUCGUCGGGAGAUAAGCACGGCAUUUGGUGAAUCGCCAGGCGGAAAGCUUACCUACGAGGCCAUAUCGGGAAUGGAGUUUCUGGACAUGGUGGUGAAGGAGACACUGAGGAAGUAUCCCAUCGUGCCACUGCUGGAGCGCGAGUGUACGCCGAUCAACAAGAAGCGCUUCUAUUCGUUGCGACCCCAUGCCGAGUGCUAUGCUCGGAGGGGCAUGCCUGCCUUUAUAUCGGUUCUAGCCAUUCAUCAUGAUCCCAAGUACUGGCCAGAUCCGGAGCGCUUCGAUCCGGAACGCUUCGCUCCCGAGUGUCGGUCGCAGCAUACACCCAUGUCGUACCUCCCAUUUGGGGCCGGACCGCACAACUGCAUUGGGAUGCACCUGGGCCUGCUCCAGAUCAAGCUCGGGCUCACCUACUUCCUGCACCAGCAUCGCGUCGAGCUGUGCGAGGAGACCUGCGAGCAGAUCCGCUUCGACGCCAAGUUCGCGCUGCUGGCCAGCGAGCAACGCAUUUACCUCAAGGUCGACUGUUUAUAGCCCCACAUGGCGGCAUCGCCUCGAAUGGGGCGGUCUAACAUUUGUACAUAUAUACGGAUAGCAGCAGCAGCAGCAUUAUUAUUAUGAAUACCGCCUCCGCCUCGUCAUCAAAAAUGUAAAUACUUCGUUUUUAACUUUUUUUUUUUUUUUAAUUGUGUAUAGUUCGGCCUGCCUCAAAUAAACUUUGCUAUGUUCAUUUUUUUUUACCUCAACA